UCAGAUGCUUCCUUUUGGACUUUCCCAUACGAUCAGCUGCCCUCUCCACAAUUAGGAAUGCCAGAUCCCACAAUCUAUCAAUCCGUUCUGCACUUCCCUUUCAUUACGGUUCGGAAACGCACCCACGAUUGUUCGAUGGUAUGCUGGCUGUUCCGCACUCUCCUUACUUCUGAGUACCGAGCGCUGCCUCUGAUCGCAGUAUUCGAAAUUUUUGAGAAUACCAACCCUUCUUCAGCUCAUGAUCGCCAUUGGCGUCAAUCCAUUCGGCAUUGUCUGAUGUCAUCAAUUGCAUUCGUUCGCGUUCUUACUCCUAAUCCUCGCAAGAAUUACCUAAUAAUGAAUGAAGCCGGUUCAUGGUGGACAGUUCACCCUGACUGCGAAGGAGCUUGCGCUGAGCAGGUGUUCCGUCCUGGUGCUGCUCAUAAAUGCCCUCCAAGCGGAGGUUCUGAAAUGAUCAGACAAAUAAGGCAUAUUAUCUCAUCCAGGCCCUCUUCUGUCUCUCUGCUAUCGUCAAAAUUUCCACUCUUUAAACCACCACGCACUGCUCCUGUUAACCCGCAUCGUGGUGACAAUCUAGUGGUCGACCACGAAGAGGAAGUGAUCGAUUUCAACCUAAGUCCUUGA
Angiostrongylus costaricensis is the source of this 624-nucleotide messenger RNA. The record is from the annotation of a GenBank genome assembly. Lineage: Eukaryota; Metazoa; Nematoda; Chromadorea; Rhabditida; Metastrongylidae.